AUGGGAUGGAGAAGUCUCAUAGAGCGGGAGGGAGCUGACAGUUGUGUGUCAGGCGGCUGUGUCAGAAUUCUUGAUGUGCUAGUCGGAAGACCACACAGAAGUUUGGAUAGCCCUUCCAGAAGUCUAGUUGAAGAGAAAAGGCUAAGGAAGGCAAGGGUACCAGGAAGACCUUUAGGUACUCCGGAUGUUCUAUCUGGAAGGCUACUUUGGAAUUCUGGAGUACUUAUCCGGAGUUCUGGAUGUGAAGGAAUCAUGAAGGACAAGACCACAGGUGAAAGACAAUUCUGGAAUUACGGAUCGGUUCCAAUUGGAAGUUUGGUUAUUGUUCAUUCAAAAUUCUGGAUGAACGUAUGUAAGCUCUCCAAAACUUCCUGGAAUAUGAAGAUUUUGAAGAACCAUGAUUAA
Ilex paraguariensis (yerba mate) is the source of this 405-nucleotide messenger RNA. NCBI's taxonomy places the organism in Eukaryota, Viridiplantae, Streptophyta, Magnoliopsida, Aquifoliales, Aquifoliaceae. The record is from the annotation of a GenBank genome assembly.